ACGAAAAAUUGACAGUUACGCCUGAAAAGCGAAACGCGAAACACGUCUGCUCAACGAAACGGAAAUAAUCGCAGUGCAAUAAUAAAAUUUGUUGAGAAAUUGUGAUUUUUUGCUGUUACAUAUUAACCGUUAAGUGUGCGAAAACUUUGUAAAUUGAAAACGAAAAUAAUUGUUGGUGUUUAAAGAAAGCUGUCUUGAGUUGAAGUGACGUACGUGCCAACAACAAAAUUAUUUAUCAACAGCAGAUACUACCACUCAAUAUACGUCAGCAAGCGUAAAUAUAAAAUAAAAAUAAAUAAAACCACUCAAACAAUAAAAAACAACAAAAAAAAAAAAAAAACAAUACUCUAACAACAAAGUCAACAAAAGCAUCUGUGGCAAAAGUCAACAGUAAUCAGUGCGUUCAGUGAGGUCAAUGACGAGAACGUCUCAUUGAAUUUGUGAACUGCUAAAUUUCAGCUAGCAAUAUAUCUGGUUUUAAACCUGCCUUGCCAUCACUGUUUGUACAAACUCAAGUGUCCUGCCACUUCACGCAACUUAAGCACAGCAGAAACUACUUCAUCUCUCGAGAAACUCAAUAAAUAAGCGAAGUGUAGAAGAAUUAACGAACCAACAACCGAUCGAUAUCAUCGUUAGCCAUCGUAACUUAACAUUUUUCGUGCGAGCAGUCAUUCAUUCAUUGUCCAACUGAAGUGCGACAUCAAGUGUGUCAAGGCGCAGAAGACCGUUACCACCGAUAACAUUAUUGUGGUUGUUAUUUUCUUUUGAUUUAUCCAACGGUUUUUCGCGCAUCGUCGUCGCUGUAAACAAUGGUUGCAAUCGAACAUCGUCAAAAGUCAUCGACAGCAGCAACAGCAACAGCGACAGCGUCUUCAGCAGCAACAAUCAAUAUAGCCGUAUUAUCGCCAACAUCGUCCGCCUCAUCAACAUCGGCUGCAUCGAAUACGACCACCACCACCACUUCGAGCAUUCAACAACAGCAGCAGCAACAACAACAACAAUUACAAAUAAAGAAAGAGGAGCAGGAGGAGAAACCGCAUUUGGUGGACGACGAGAUAUUGAAAACCAAUCAGAAAUCGCCAAUAAAACAGAAACUGGCUAAAAUGUCGGAGUUGGAAUCACCCGCCGAGAUACAAAAUUCGGAGAAGAAACAAGCACAUAAAUCUACUGCCGGCGCCGUCUCGAAGAGUGCGGUUAGUCAGCGUAAUGUCGAUAUAAAGAUUGCCAAAAAAUCGAACUUGGAUGCGGCCACUAAGGAGCUUACGAAGAAAGUACUCAAAUUGGAUUUGACGGGGAAGGAGUUGGACGAAUUUUCGAUUAAAUCACCCAAAUCUCCAAUUGCGCGCUUACCACAUCAAACAUCACUUACCUCCUCAGUCGAUGUGGAGGAUCGCAAAACGUUACGUGAGGCCUUAUACCAGGGUAUAUUUCAUCGUCAUCGAAGAACCAUCUUUGCCGUCGGCAGCUUCUUACGCAUGUUACGCAGUCGCAAUUCACAAUACAACACCAUACGCAGCUCAUCCGAGGGCGAGGAUGUGGAUGAGGUUAGAUAAGACAAUGAAAAUGUGUAGACACACCAAUCUACAGUUAUAAAUCAAUAAAUUAACGGUUAUAUGAGAAAGAAAGAUACAAAAAAUCAUACAAACACAUAUGCAUGCAUACAAACAAUUAUAUAUUAUAUGUAUAUGUAUCAUAAAGCAUAGGAGGUAAUGAUAAGCGUAUAUAUGUUACGUGAGCGAUAUAAAUAAAAUAUUACUGUUAACAAAUGCAAAUCAUACAAGCAGAGAUACAACAAAUAGGUACAAUGUUGAUGGUGCGUUAGUGCGGACGCGCCUGAAUCUACCACAUAUUCAGUUAUAUAUUUAUUUGAUGGUAUGAAUAUACGCCGUCUACGCUACGCCAAACCUUCUAGCGUGAGGAAUCGAACAAGCAAGUGGUAUAAAUGCAAGCGACUGGUAUAAACUGUAAGUAGCGCAAGAGCAAGCGUUUUUCUAUCACCUUUGUGCACUACACACAUGCUCUCUUGUAUUGAAUGGAACUAUACUGUUGCUCGCCAUUUUACAUUUUUUGGUAAGCAAGCGGCGAAACGAAGACGGUUAAGGCAGGCAGACAAUACACAAUAACAAGGAAG
Bactrocera latifrons is the source of this 2131-nucleotide messenger RNA. RefSeq names its product probable protein phosphatase DDB_G0282105. The record is from RefSeq and is a predicted model, not a curated record. NCBI's taxonomy places the organism in Eukaryota, Metazoa, Arthropoda, Insecta, Diptera, Tephritidae. The coding region runs from base 810 to 1553 and encodes 247 amino acids. The transcript is spliced from 5 exons.